UUCCUGCUUCGUUCGCACGUUUCGCGAUAUGGGAAAGAGCGUCCAGUCAACCAGCACCACCUGAGGAUCCCGGAAGCCGCCCCCGCCAUGGAAGAGGACCAAGAGCUGGAGAGAAAAAUGUCUGGAUUGAAGACCUCAAUGGCUGAAGGCGAGAGGAAGACAGCCCUGGAAAUGGUCCAGGCAGCUGGAACAGAUAGACACUGUGUGACAUUUGUUUUGCAUGAGGAGGACCAUACCCUAGGAAAUUCUCUUCGUUACAUGAUCAUGAAGAACCCGGAAGUGGAAUUUUGUGGAUACACUACAACCCAUCCUUCAGAGAGUAAAAUUAAUUUACGCAUUCAGACUCGAGGUGGUCUUCCAGCUGUUGAGCCAUUUCAGAGAGGCCUGAAUGAGCUCAUGAAUGUCUGCCAACAUGUGCUUGACAAGUUUGAGGCCAGCAUAAAGGAAUAUAAGGACCAAAAAGCAAGCAGAAAUGAAUCCUCAUUCUAGUCCCUUGUGCACUAUACAGGGAGGAACAUUCUCUAGGUUGGUCUCUUCGUGAUCUUGUAAAACUCAGAAAUAGAAGUUUGUGGUUACUACAUGAUCUGUCAUUCAGAAAGGUGUGAUUCUAGCUAUUAACCCAUUACUCCUGUUGGAAUCCCUGCAAGAACCUUUGUAUUCUUCAAAUAAAUUCCCUCUUUAAACUAAUUUGAGUGGUUUCUGUUCCUUAUUCCUCAAGUUGACUAUUUUAGGGGUUUUCAUGUUUUGUUUUGUUUUUUUAUUAUUUUAAUUGAGCCAACAUUGAAGGUGAAGAAACUAUGAGAAAAUCAGGGGCCUUGACAAGGACUUUUAUCAAGGGAAUUAAAAGAAAUAUGCAUUCAUGGCUGUUAUUGGGGGUGAUAGAGAUGUGCAAUAGAUCAUGACCCCAGGUAGACUGGUUAAUUUUGGGG
Molecule: messenger RNA, 929 nt
Organism: Molossus molossus (Pallas's mastiff bat)
Lineage: Eukaryota; Metazoa; Chordata; Mammalia; Chiroptera; Molossidae
Product: DNA-directed RNA polymerases I and III subunit RPAC2
Exons: 2
Coding region: 88-489 (133 amino acids)
Biological process (GO): DNA-templated transcription
Cellular component (GO): RNA polymerase III complex; RNA polymerase I complex
Molecular function (GO): protein dimerization activity; DNA-directed RNA polymerase activity; DNA binding
Source: RefSeq, a predicted model, not a curated record